AUGACACGACAAUUUCAAGAACCCACCUUGUUCUCCAAUGUUGCUAAUACUUUCAUCAAUCAUAUGGUCUAUAUAAGCAUCUUUGUCUCAACUUUUGAUCCAAGCUUUGGUGUGAGACUUUGUCGAAUGCAGUUACCAAUUCAACAUGACAUUUUCAAUCAUCAGUGUAGCCACUGUUGUUAUAAUGUAGUGGGUACACCAUUCAUUUUUCUAGCUGAUGGACUUCCAUCAAGAGGAUUAGUGCAAAGAAUGGCCUGUGAUGGAGGUGAGCAUUUGUCUUUGCCUGCGGGGGCAACGACACUCGAAAGAUUUAUGGUUGAAGAUGAACAGGAGGAUCCAUGUGCCAUAUGCAUCAAGGAUUUCAACUCUGGUGAUAAUGCAGCAAGGUUGCCUUGCUCUCAUGUCUUCCACCCUGAUUGUAUUUUGCAAUGGGAGAAACAAAAUGCCGAGAAAAAGAAAAGCCAGAACAUAGAUCAUAGAGAGAGUAGAAACGAGAGUAGGGGCAAAUAA
Glycine soja is the source of this 510-nucleotide messenger RNA. RefSeq lists its product as uncharacterized. The coding region runs from base 1 to 510 and encodes 169 amino acids. The transcript is spliced from 3 exons. The record is from RefSeq and is a predicted model, not a curated record. NCBI's taxonomy places the organism in Eukaryota, Viridiplantae, Streptophyta, Magnoliopsida, Fabales, Fabaceae.